UUGGAUUUAUAAGAGUUCAAAUUUAUUUCAAUUAUUUUCAAAAAGGAUACAUUUUUCACACGGACCUAUAUAUACUAUUAUAUAGGUCUGUGAUUGUUCUUCUAAGGGGGAUAAAUAAACAAAAAAUUAAAAGAACAAAGUAAAGAUAACUUUAACAGAAAAUGGCAGACAAAAACAAAAAAACGUACGGUCUUAUCAUUCCAAAAAAAACUGGUCAAGUCGCUCAAAAAUCUAAGCAGUCAAGUUUCACAAAUGUAUUUGGAAAUGAAAGCGAUGAGGAAGAUGACACUAAACAGACUGUCACCUCAGCUAAAAAAAAUUCAGGCUAUACAGGGCCUAGCACAGUCAAAAGACAGACUCAGAUGGACAUUGAUAAGGCAUUGCAAGAGGAUCCCACGGUGUAUGAAUACGAUUCUAUCUAUGAUGACUUACAGGCUACCAAACCACAAGUUGGAGCUAAAGAAAAAAGUAGUGCUGAAAAAAAGCCCAGGUAUAUAUCUGGUCUUCUGAUGGCGGCGGAGGCUAAGAAGAAAGAAGAGGAAAGAAGAAAAGAAAGACAGGUUCAGAAGGAACGAGAAGCAGAAGGGGAAAUGUUUGCAGAUAAAGAAAAGUUUGUCACGUCUGCUUACAAGCAAAAAAUGUUGGAAAUGGCAGAGGCUGAAGAAAAGGAGAAACGUGAAGCUGCUAUGGAGAAUAUGUUAGACGUCACAAAACAGAAGGACAUAAGUGGCUUUUACAGAUACCUCUAUAGAACCACCACUGGAACUGAGGCUGUAGAAAUAAACAAAGAAAACCUAGUAAAGCAAGAACCGAUUGAUGACUCAUUAGUUCCACUGCAGUCUAAAUCUAAUACCACAGAGCUUUCUGAUUCAGAAAGCAAUGAGGGUUCUGAUAAAAGUCCAUCAGAUGCAAAGACAAAGGUAGAAUUCUCCAAACCUAACAGACCACAACAGGGAGGUCGAUUCCGCCAACACCGAUCAAAUUCUAGUUCUCCAGAAACAGACAGAAGAUCGUCUAAAAGGUCAGCUCCCACCCCCCCUCAAAAUUCAGAUGUUAACAACCAUGAAAGAGAAAGUAGCUCCCAUCACAGUCAGAGAAGAAGCAGGUCACGGUCAUCCUCUAGGUCACCAGCAAGGAGCUAUCAGAAAUCAAGUUUUCAAAGUUCAGAAAAUUUAAAAAGAAAAUCACGAGAACAAUCCAGGUCACGGUCAAGGGACCGAGCCCAGAACAAGAAAUCUAGUGAUAAACAUAACUCUAGGAAAAGCAGAAGACACAGCUCUCCAUAUUCAGAUAAGAGUAAUGCCAAAUCCUCGCCACCAACUGAUGACCCAAAAGACGACUCCCUAUUAUUACCCAAUGACAAAGAAAACAAAACUGAAAACAACACAGAUGUGAAGGUGCAGUUAGAUUCUGGCAAACCCAAGAAGCUGGGAAUGGAGAAAAAGCCGAUAGAUCCUAGAGAUAAAAAGUAUCCUCAUCACAACACACCUAAAGACAUUGCUGAAGCCAGAAAGCGCUACUUACAAAGAAAAAUUGCUAGAGAAAUGGCAGGAUAGAUUUCUAAUACAUGUUGUCCUGUCUCACUUGCCUGUAUAUAAAUACUAGUUUUGUAAACAAUGUUAUAAAUUGUUUAUGAAAUAAAUAUUGACUGUUAUGUUAAAAUGAAAACAAUUUUUUAAAAUGUUUAUUAGAAUGUAAAACAAAGUUUGACCUAGUCUUUUUGUAUGUAUUAACCUCACUGACUAAUAACUAUCUAACUUUAUGUUUGAUGAUGUAAUAGUCACUUGUUUAAAUGGGCUAUCAGGCGUACAGUGUUCCAUUCCUUGUAUAUACUUUGACAAAUGUCCUGAGGCUUUGGGUAGUAUGUAACAAGGGUCAAAAACUGCCUAUAAAAAAAAAAAUCCCCUUUUUAGACCUUGUGGUCAAUAGGGCAGAUGAUGCCAUCUAUUUCUGUGGCCUACAGUGAAUGAGGGUGUCAUGUGGCCAGCACAAUGACCAGCCCCUUUUAUUUUUGCCCAACAAAUGUAAGGUACCCAUUAGAGCUGGGUGAACUCAGAGGUGUCCAAAGAUCGUGAAAUUAAAAUUAAAAUGCACUGACUACUUUACACAGCUACAUUUGAACAAACAUAGACUUCAUAAAACCUAUUGCAUAUUGGAUAUGUAUCAAACAAAACUAUAAGACAAAAGUUCUGUCUUAAAGACUAGAUAAUGUUGUAUUAAAAUUUAAAUAAAAAAAACAAGGUUACAAAGACAAUUAGUGUUGAAACUCAAAACCUCAUUAUCAGCCCUGAAGUUGUCCACUCUGUAAUAGUAGGCUAGUAGACAUUAACAAACACUUUCUUAUCUUUUUAAUUGUUGCUUUAUUCAUGUUAGAUCAUCCCUAUAUAUAGGCCUAAAAGGAAUUUAAUUAUCCCCCUAUCUGUAAAUUAGCACAUUCUUUUGACAUGUCAGCAAUGUGGGUUACUGGGUUACAAUAACGAGACGGCCCUGAAAAAACAAUAGCCUAUAUCAGUGAUGCCCAACAUAAUUCGACCUGCGGGCCAUUUUAAUUUCCAACUCUCGUUUCGCGGGCCACAUGACCGAAAAGUUACAUUAACUAAAUGAUAUUGUUCUGAAACUAUUUUACCAAAACCACUUUGAUGUAGUGCUACAUUCAUCAUUUCAUGUGAUAUUUGAUGAUUAUAUUUGUUUACGCGUCAGAAAAUAACUUCGUUUGUCUACUUAAAUUGCUAGCAAAAGUGUAGGUCUCUUUUUGGUUAAUAUUCACAUCGAUCCUCAAAUCUCUAGUUGUAGUGAAACAAUCUUUUAUUCGUGGUUGAAACCCAUAAUGCCGCCAUAAUUAUUUUAUAAUGCCGCUAUAUAUGUUGUUUUAAACAGCCACACUUUCUUUAUAAAACAAAGAUGUAGGCUUAUUAUCAUGUUCCGCAAACUAGUAAAGAUCCGCCCACUGGUCCUGCUAGAUUCUACAUUCAGAGUCUUUGUUCAUAAACGCACAAACGUUAAAGGUCAUGGUAUCAAUACAUCAAAGAAAAUAUGAGAGUCCUAAGUAGGUAAAGAUACAUUUUUCAACCUUUUUUUUUUUUUUGGGAGGGAACGUUUCGGCGGGCCGGAUAUAACAACGUCGCGGGCUGGAUUUAGCCCGCGGGCCGUAUUUUGGGCAUCACUGGCCUAUAUUGACAGAAAAGGCACUUAGCAGUCAAAAUGCGGCUUCACAGUUUUGUACUGUCGUAAAUCCCUUUGCCACUACAACAUUAGAAGGAAAAAAAAAAGAUAGAUAGCAGUACUACAAGAAAACAUCAUAUUUAUAUUUUUUUUUCUCCUUUAUCUCUCUUUCUAUUUUCUUUCUCUAUUUUCCUCUAUCUCUUUAUCUCUCUUUUAAUUUCUUUUUCUCUCGUUCUCUCUUUGUUGACAUUAUGUUUCUGUAUCUUAUCUUAUCUUAUAUAAUACAGACGUUACUUCAAAAAAGAAGAUGAUUACGUCCUACGCGUCAUGCAUUCAGUCAUGCAUAUUAACCAAUGACUUAAAUUCUGCCAAGUCGCUGGUUUUCCUGGCUAGCCCAUUCCAUGCUCUAAUAGCACUUGUUGUUAGAAUAUAGAGUUAUUCCAUUGGUAUGAAAGCUCAUAUACUGUUGUGUGUAACCUGUAUAAUGUGAGGAGGCGCGGUGGCUGAGCGGUAAAGCGCUUGGCUUCCGUACCGGGGGUCCCGGGUUCGAAUCCUGGGAUUUUUAUUUCGGGAUCUUUGGGCGCCUCUGAGUCCACCCAGCUUUAAUGGGAACCUGACCACAUGACACCCUCGUUAACCGUAGGCCAAAGAAACAGGUGAUCUUUACAUCAUCUGCCCUACAGACCACAAGGUCUCAAAGGGGAACUUUACUACUGUAUAAUGUGAGUGUGUGUUAAUAAAAACUUUGAUGCAUCCAUCGUCUAGUGUUGAGCUCAGUGUUUCUUAGUGUAAUGUUAAGCUUGUAAGUGUAUUAUUUAAGGUAUAAUGUGAGUGCGUGUUAAUAAAAACUUUGAUGCAUCCAUCGUCUAGUGUUGAGCUCAGUGUUUCUUAGUGUAAUGUUAAGCUUGUAAGUGUAUUAUUUAAGGUAUAAUGUGAGUGUGUGUUAAAAACUUUGAUGCAUCCAUCGUCUAGUGUUGAGCUCAGUGUUUCUUAGUGUAAUGUUAAGCUUGUAAGUGUAUUAUUUAAGGUAUAAUGUGAGUGUGUGUGAAUAAAAACUUUGAUGCAUCCAUCGUCUAGUGUUGAGCUCAGUGUUUCUUAGUGUAAUAUUUGUGACGAACAGACCGAGCAUUGCAUUAAUAAGUUGAUGAAUUCAUAUGAAGUGAACAAAUA
Biomphalaria glabrata is the source of this 4332-nucleotide messenger RNA. Its product is annotated as nuclear speckle splicing regulatory protein 1-like. The record is from RefSeq and is a predicted model, not a curated record. The coding region runs from base 162 to 1556 and encodes 464 amino acids. Lineage: Eukaryota; Metazoa; Mollusca; Gastropoda; Planorbidae. Gene Ontology annotation, biological process: regulation of alternative mRNA splicing, via spliceosome. The transcript has 9 exons.